Messenger RNA from Terrapene triunguis (Three-toed box turtle), 911 nucleotides. RefSeq names its product troponin T, slow skeletal muscle-like. Lineage: Eukaryota; Metazoa; Chordata; Testudines; Emydidae. Bases 7 to 849 code for a protein of 280 amino acids. Gene Ontology annotation, molecular function: troponin T binding; tropomyosin binding. The record is from RefSeq and is a predicted model, not a curated record. Gene Ontology annotation, biological process: slow-twitch skeletal muscle fiber contraction; regulation of muscle contraction; sarcomere organization. Gene Ontology annotation, cellular component: troponin complex. The transcript is spliced from 8 exons.
CUGCCCAUGGAUCCCCCCCCCCCACAUCAAUUCUCACCCCACCUUAUGGAGGUACCCCGACAUUUGAACUGGAUACAGGUGGAGCAUAUCAGGGGCUUUCUUGCUAAGAGGUUUUUGGGGUGUCAUCCCCCCGGGUCCCCCCAAUUCCCCCCCAUAAACUGUUUCCCGAUCUCUCUGUCUAAUAACAAUGUUUCUCUUGUUCUCUUCACAGAAGAGGAGCGUCCCAAACCCAGCAGGCCGGUGGUUCCCCAGCUGGCCCCCCCGAAGAUCCCCGAUGGGGAGAGAGUGGACUUUGAUGACAUUCACCGCAAGCGCAUGGAGAAGGACCUGCUGGAGCUGCAGACGCUCAUCGACGUGCACUUCGAGCAGAGGAAGAAGGAGGAGGAGGAGCUCAUCGGCUUGAUGGAGAGAAUUGAGCGCCGUCGAGCGGAACGGAACGAGCAGGUGCGGUUCCGGACCGAGAAGGAGCGGGAACGCCAGGCCAAGCUAGCUGAAGAGAAGCUGCGCAAGGAGGAGGAGGAGGCCAAGAAACGGGCCGAAGACGACGCCAAGAAGAAGAAGGUUCUGUCCACCAUGCCGCAUUUUGGCGGCUAUCUGGUCAAGGCCGAGCAGAAGCGGGGCAAGCGGCAGACGGGGCGGGAGAUGAAGAACCGGAUCUUGGCCGAGCGACGGAAGCCCCUAAACAUCGAUAGCAUGCGGGAGGAUGAGCUGAGGGAGAAGGCCAAGGAGCUGCACGACUGGAUCCACCAGCUGGAGUCGGAGAAGUUUGACCUGAUGGAGAAACUCAAGCGCCAGAAAUACGAGAUUAACAUCCUUUACAACAGCAUCAGCCAUGCCCAGAAAUUGUGAGUAGCCACCGCAGUACCCAUCUCCCCUGCUUGGGACGGGGGGUUGGGGUCCUGGUCCAGAGA